AUGGCAGCACCGCAAGGGCCAUUUUUGGCCGCUGUGUUAGUCCUUGUGUCUUCGCUUCUCUGCUCCUCUUCCUCACCUGCAUGUCUGCAGUCCUGCACCUGUCAGAGUGCUUUCCUGUUGAACUGUUCCUCAGCUGGCCUUUCCUCGGUGCCCCAGCACAUCCAGGACUCUGUCACGGAGCUGGACUUUUCUCAUAACCUCCUCAAAUCUGUAACAUUUCACCAGCCACAUUAUAACCUCAGGAGUGUGUGGCUGGGAAACAACAGUAUCACACGUUUGUCCCUGUGCACUGGAAGAAACCUCGGUGGUCAACAUCUUAGAGAUAAAUAUCGCUCAAGACCUUGGACCAGACAGAAAUGUGUAUCUUGGGCCCCCACCCUGCAGCUGCUCUCUGUUGAGAUGAAUCAGCUACGCCAACUCCCAGAGGGGCUGGAGGGUAUUGAAUCCUUGGAGGUUCUGCAACUGUCUUUCAACAGGAUCUCAACUCUACGACUGGGAGAACUUAGCCAUCUUCAGCAACUGAAAGAGUUACACUUACAACAUAACCUCAUCACAAGUCUCCAUCCACAGAUGUUUCAGGAUUUACCACAGCUCAAAGUCCUAGAUCUGAGCUUCAACAUGUUGACCAGCAUCCAUCCUUUAAUGUACCUCACCCUGCAAAACAUUGGAACAGAAGUUAGGCUGCUUGGAAACAGGUGGCAGUGUGACUGCAGGAUGCACAGUCUAAGACGGCGGAUAGCCUUUGACAGCAGCAGAGGCCUGCAGGUCUGGAGCAUCAUGUGUGCUUCUCCAUCCACCCUCUCAGGCAGAGAUCUGCCUCAGCUGCAGGAUGAUGACCUGAACUGCCUCAGUACUGGUAACAUCCCAGAGCUCCAUCAGGAUGUGACAGUUCACAGGGGCUCCGAGAUACUGCUGUCCUGUUCAGCAGAAGACUUAGUGUGGUGGACGCCCAAUGGUCAAGCGUCUGUGAACCAGCCUGAUGGUGGUCUGCUCAUCAGUGACAUCACAGAGAGUGACACGGGACUGUAUGUGUGUGUGUCUAAAGAAAAACAGGUUGUGUCUGUUUUUAACCUCCAAAUCAGUAAAAUAGGUGCUGCAAGAAGAAAACCUAGAAGUUUGUCUGAAACCAGCCAAUACAUAAUCCAAGCAGGCCCCACAAAGAGUGUACGUAAUGGGACAAGUCAAGGAGCUGGAGCAGUUACUCAGUCUGACUUGGCACUGGCUGUGUGUCUAUCUAUUUUCAUCACAUUUCUAAUUGCCUUUAUCCUUGGAGUCCUUGCAAGACCGUGUAUUGAUGUUCUUUGGAAAAGAGUCACCGAAAAGAACAUCAAUACACGGUCCCGUGAAACUAACUCUGCAGUCUCUGUGGAACAAACACAAUAUGACAAUGAGGCCUUUUCCACUGGAGAGGAACUAGAAAGGACAGGACAUCACAGGGAAAGGAGAGUUACAUUUACCACUGUAAACUACAGAGAAGAUGGCAACGUACAGUAUUAUGAUACUGUAGCCAGUGGCAAUCCAGAAAGCAUCAAUAAUGAUGUAGUGAUUGAUUGUGAAGUUAGUGAGGCUCAGAAUAUUAAACAUACUCCUGAAGAUUCAGGAAAUGAAAGUAGCUCACAUCAGAGCCAUUCAGAGGGUAGACUAAAUGAUGGCAGAGAUCACACUACUGCUGGACAUAGGCACAACAUGGAGUUUGAACCCAUCCCAGAUCCUAUUGAGCUAGAGGAAAAGAGAAGCCUAUCUUCUUCAAGCUCAGAUUCUUCACUAUCUGAAAAAGAAUUCAAAGAGCACCACACAAUGACCAAGGCUCCUAAGGUGACAAAGGACCCUUUUCAACAGAAAACUGAUUUCUCAAUACUUACAAAAGAAGAGGUGCCACUAAGAUCACUAGAAGGCAAAAGUAAAAUGCCUGGAUUUACCUCUGAGCCAUGGUCACCACACACAACAGACCCUGGUUAUUUAGAGGAGAAUGAAGAACUAUUUGAAUUUAGUGAUUCUGUUUCUCCUGAGCGUCCCAGGAGUAUCAAGAAAGAUUCAGAUAUCAAAGAACCUUCAUCAGCCUCUAGUUCAUCUUCUAGUAGUGAAAGUGAUGAUGAAAGUCCAGGGAAGUUGGGCAUUCCACCCCGCACAUUCAGAGAAUCUCAAACAAAGAGUCCUGAUCCAAAUGCAAAGUGGCCUACCAUUGAUUUUCUACACCUUCCUCGAGUUAAGCGGCGCCUAGAUAUCAAAGCACCACCUGUAGAGUCGGACACAUCUUCUAGCAGUGACAGUGAGGAGGAAACAACGAAACACAUAAAGAAACACAAACAAGCAGAUAUAUAUAGUCCAAGGCAAGAAACUGAUUUGCUUUACACAAAAACCCAAUAUGUUCAUCAUACUGCAGACAUCAAAUCAGUAUCAUCAGCUUCUGAGUCAUCUUCAAGUAGUGACAGUGAAGAUGAAAAAAGGGGCCAGGCAAAGAAGCAGAGUUUGGGCUCAACGGGGUUUCAACAAUCUCAAACCAAACGUCAUGAUCCUAUUUACACAUCAAGCACCUCACAUGAGGAGGGGAUGGAAGAUUUAAGAAACCGCCCAGUUGCAGUUAAACCAGAUUCAAGAUUGCCCGAAAUGGGCCUCAGCACUAUCCCCUAUGUCAAAAAGCGUCUGGAUAUCAAGACACGUUCACCUAAGUCCUCCUCCAGCAGUGAUGAGAGUGAAGGUCGGACUACAGACCAGCCUGUUAAAAUGGCUACCAACUUAGGCUCUCCAACUUCUACAUUGUUUAAGCUUCCUCACAUUUCAAAGAAAGAUUCCAAUAUUACAUUAGAAAAGUAUGUUGUUAUAACAGAUGAGUUAAGGGAAAAUCGAAAAGACAACGUCAGCACAACACCAGAGAUAAACUCUGAGCUCCAGUCACGAUGGGCCACAAUGAAUCUUGGUGUCUCCCAAUUUAGAAAGCGCCUUAAAAUCACAUCACCGAGUUCUCAACCAUCCAAAUUGCCCUCAUCACCUCUGCCAGACUCCCCUUCUCUGAAUCCUGAAAACAAACAUGUGAAACCCUCUGAUUCCUCUUCCAGCAGCAGCAGCAGUGAAGAUGAGAUAACAGAAAACAGAGCUCCUCCAGGCAUGACAUAUGUUGACUUUCCAAUCUAUAAGCGUUCAAUUAUGAAAACUUCAUCGCUAUCUGAUAGUUCUUUCUCCCCCAGUGGCAAGAGCCAAAUGGUAAAUGUUGCACAGGAAAGUGAAAAGGACAGAAAUUCAUCACUUGCUCCAAAGAGAGUAUCCAGUCUGAGCUUUGAGGAUGAAGUAAGGAGAAGGACUGAACAAAGACACAAUGCAAAUGCAGAUAUACCACCAGAGAUAAAAUGGACUGGUGUUGGUCAUCAUCUGUCUAAAAUCUCUACACCAGCACUAAAGACAGGUCUGAAUACAACACCUCCACAGCAGGCUUCACCUGCAAAACCAGAACUUCCCCAGCUGUACUCCUCCAGCAUCAAAAGUGACUUUAAAAUAAAGCAAGACAGUUGGAAAUCAGAUGUAAAGCCAACACAUAAAUUCUCACCCAUUAGUGCCAAUAGUACUUCUUCUGCAUCCGGAGGUGCUCUUCACAGGCUUUACAACUCACCCAACACCACAUAUGAGAAUCCAAGCCCUCUUUUGCUCUCUGAUAGGAAGGAAAGAAAAGGCCUCAGUGCCCUAAAAGUCAUGUCAUCAGAGAGAAAAAUGUGGGACACGGUGGAUUUCAGUGGGGAUGGAUCUCCUACAGUUGAUGACCACAGUCCACAAGUUGACACCGGUGUUUAUUAUCGCAAGUCUGAGCCGGACAUCAAACCCCUGCCACGAUUACAUCUCCCCUCUGCUUCACCAGAUGAGAGAAGAGCUACAGAUUUGUUGUAUGAUCUUCCCCGCUACAGGAGCCAUGACAUCAAACCACCACAAGUUGCCCCACCUCCUAUUCCUGUAACACUACCGCCAGAGGAGGCCGUUGGGCUUACAUGGAGAUCUCCACAGGACAAUAAGAAACACGGCUCGGAAGGAAAUAGAACCUAUCAGCAACAGAGACAAAACACAGAGGAACCUGUUGCUUCUUCGCUUACACCAGAAUACCCACCAAUCUAUUUAAACACUUCAAACAUCAGUCAUGUUUAAUGACAAGUCAAUUCAUGCUAAACACUUAAAAAGCCACCCAGAUGAUAGGCAUGAUUCUCUGAGCUUAAGUUAUCCUGUGAAUGUCAAAAAUAUUGUGAAUUGUAUAUUAUGUGUGACUUUGGAAUGAAAUGUAAGCUAUAAUCAUUCAUUGGCUAGGGCUGCCACAGAGCACUUAAAUGCAGUCUUUAUCGAUGCACCAUGCUUAUCUUUCACGUUUGACUUAUUU
Neolamprologus brichardi is the source of this 4354-nucleotide messenger RNA. The record is from RefSeq and is a predicted model, not a curated record. Lineage: Eukaryota; Metazoa; Chordata; Actinopteri; Cichliformes; Cichlidae.